AUGGACAGCACUGGUAAAAAGCAGAAGAAACUGCUACGGAAGAGGGCUAAACAACAACAGCCACAACAGCAACAACAACCACGCGUGGAGCAGCAACAACAGCAGCAGCCGCAAAGACAGCAGUUGGUGGCAGAUCCUAGCAAUGCGAGGAAUAACAUAAAGAUGGAAGGUAAUGGUAGACCAGCCGCAAAAAAAAGGAGACCGCCAAGGACAGCGGCAGUGGCGAUUAAGGGAACUGCGGAGGGAUUCUCUUACGCGACAGCAUUAAAGAAGCUAAGGGAUGAAAUCAAGCUGCCGGAUUUGGAAAUAGAAAAGACGACAGUCAGGCAUGCUGCAAGCGGAGGAAUAAUAAUUGAGGUUCCAGGGAAGGAUAAGGCCGCCAAGGCUGAAUUACUUAAAGAAAAGGUUCGCGAUAUCCUGGGUGAUACUGCUACGGUUACACGACCAGUUAUCAAAGGAGAAGUUCGCUUAAUCGGCAUCGAUGAUUCGGUGGCAUCGGAUGAAGUAGCAGAUGUAAUAGCUGCGACAGGUGGAUGUGCACCAAGUGAGGUGAAAGUCGGGGUUAUAAGGCCUAUGACAAACGGGCUGUUUACAGUAUGGGCGCAAUGCCCUCUGGGGGCGGCAAAUAAAGCCUCGCAGACAGGCAAGAUAAAGAUAGGCUGGACGGUGGCGCGCAUAGAAAUGCUGAAGGCCAGACCCAUUCAGUGUUUUAAAUGCUGGGGUCAUGGCCAUUUACGAACCAAGUGCACGUCCACUAUAGACAGGAGUCGUACUUGUUACAGAUGCGGAACAGAUGGGCACCCAGCCUUAACGUGCACAAACCCGGUUCGCUGUAUUCUGUGCGCGGAUCAGGGAAAGGAUUCUAAUCAUCGGAUCGGUACAGCGCUGUGUAGAGCUGAUUUCAAGGCGACAGUAAAAAGCACGCAACCUCAACAGUCUUCGGAGCCUAUGGAGAACCGGGACGGAGGCCCGAGGAGGUAG
Nylanderia fulva is the source of this 981-nucleotide messenger RNA. The record is from RefSeq and is a predicted model, not a curated record. NCBI's taxonomy places the organism in Eukaryota, Metazoa, Arthropoda, Insecta, Hymenoptera, Formicidae.